Messenger RNA from Tupaia belangeri chinensis (Chinese tree shrew), 1080 nucleotides. RefSeq names its product zinc finger protein 75D-like. The coding region runs from base 119 to 868 and encodes 249 amino acids. The transcript is spliced from 2 exons. The record is from RefSeq and is a predicted model, not a curated record. NCBI's taxonomy places the organism in Eukaryota, Metazoa, Chordata, Mammalia, Scandentia, Tupaiidae.
UGAGUAGUGUCAGGAAGAGAUCCUUUUACUGAUUUUUGUACCAACUCAGAGGGAACGUCACCUGUAAAAGUGGCACCAGUUGGGUGUCAGGCCUAGGUGCAGAACUUCCUUGAACAGAAUGAUGAUGGUACAUUUGAAGGUGGCUGAGUAUUUGGACCCUCAGAUCAGGGCUCUAUGGGAGCUCAAAGGGCCGGUGAGAGACAUCGCCAGUCAGAGUGAAAACUCUCCACAGACCGUGGAUCUCAGUCCUGAGAGUUCAUGCUGGCACUUCCGGAACUUCCACUAUUGUGAAGCAGCUGGACCCCAUGAGGCUGUCCACCAACUUCAGGAAUUAUGCCAUCUGUGGCUGAGGCCAGAGGUCCACUCAAAAGAACAGAUAUUGGAACUGCUAGUGCUAGAGCACUUUCUGACCAUUCUGCCCAGGGAGACUCAGACCCAGAUGGAGAAGCACCAUCCACAGAGUAUCAAGGAAACUGUAGCCCUGGUAGAACACUUGCAGAGGGAAUCUGGUCAAACAAGGAAUGGGGUUGCAGUCCCUGAGCUGAGAAAAGAGACAGUGCUCUUGGGAGAAACAGCAGAGGCCUCAGGCUUCAAGCUGAAGCCAACAGAAUCCCAACAAGUGGGUGUGUCCCAGGAUGAAGAAUUUUGGAAUACAUACCAGGGUCUACAAGAACAGCUGAGCAGGAAUACUGAUAAAGAAACUGAGCCUGUAUAUGAGAGGGGUAAGGAGCUUCAUGAUAAUUUUAUUCUUAGUUGUUGUGAUAGUAAAUUUGUUGAGUCAAAAUGUCAUGGGCAUAGUGGAUCUACUAGAGUAGCCAUGAUAGUAAUUAUAUCUCCCCAGGCAGUAGUUAGAAUAUACCAACUGUGAGUGAGGGUGGGUUUGGGCUAGGGUAAGGAGAUAACCAAACCACAGAACUCUGGUAGGAACAUAGUAACCAUUCUUUAAAAAAAGAGAGGAGGGAGAGAAAUGGAGUGUAGGAAGGUUUGCAGCCACUCAUCCUCAAGAUACAGAAGCAAUUGGAAUCAGAAAUGGGCCGUUAGUGGCAGUAUGUGAAGAAAAUUGUGUAUCAGGAAAAAAUA